Messenger RNA from Arctia plantaginis, 993 nucleotides. Lineage: Eukaryota; Metazoa; Arthropoda; Insecta; Lepidoptera; Erebidae. The record is from the annotation of a GenBank genome assembly.
AUGCAGGUACGUAACGCGACCCAUAAGAAAAUACUUCCAGCAAGAAAAACUGAUGGGUGGCGAUAUCUAUUAACAUUGCUGUUGGUCAGCAUUGCCUUCGCGAAGCCUACGGAAAAUGAAGACAGCUUCCCUGACGCUGGUGUGGACGAUAGUGAUGAAUUAGCUUUAAAUGAAGAGGAAUCAAGAAAUCUAAGGCCACGAGCAUACACACCAACAGCCUACAAUAACCAACUCCCAAGUGGCUUCAGACCUACGCCCUCACUAGCCGAGUUGGCUGGCUACCAACAAAGGCAGCAGCAGGAACAGGAAGAGUACGCUGUACAACCGAGGCCCACGCAACCGAUCUAUAUAGAAGAACCCCGCCCUCAAGUCCAGAGAGCACCUCAUAGAAAGCAACAACAACAACAACAACAAUCAAGACUCCAACAGAGACCAAUCCAAGCGGUAGAGGAGGAGUUGGAAGAAGAAGAAGAGAAGGAGGAACCAGACCGUCUCUCUGCGCUUCUACAGCAAUCCAAAUUCAACUGUGUCAACAAACAGACCGGAUACUAUGCUGAUGAGGAGCUUAACUGCGAAGUCUUCCAUUACUGCCAAGACAAUGCAAAGCACUCCUGGAUCUGUCCUGAAGGCUUCGCUUUCCACCAGGUCCACUUAAUCUGUAUGCCACCUACCCACGAGAGCAUUUGCCAAAAGUCUUCAAAGUACCACUUCGUCAACGACUACCUGUACAGACCUAUUAACGAAGAAGAAGUACAGAGGAAACCCAACGUGUCCCUCAAGUACUCAGACAGGUACUACCCUGCUGAGGUCUACACGGACGACAGAUAUGAACAGGAAGAGCAAGAAGAGGAAGAGGCACCUCGUCGUCAGCCCGCCCCAGCCCAGCUCCAGGCGAGGCCGAGCGCAAGGCCACAGGUAUUCAGAUCAGCAGAAGAAGUCAACAUUCCCCUCGUCCAAAGACGCCCUCAGCGUCCCUACGAAUUUGACUACUAA